AUAUCCAAACACAGCCUGUGAACUGCUGACCUCGGAUGUGCCGCAGAUCAACGACAAGCUCGGAGGGGAUGAAACUCUGCUGAAUAUCCUCUAUGACUUCUUGGAUCACGAGCCUCCUCUGAACCCUUUGCUUGCCAGUUUCUUCAGUAAGACUAUUGGGAAUCUCAUUGCAAGAAAAACGGAACAGGUGAUUGCAUUUUUAAGGAAAAAAGACAAAUUCAUUAGCCUGGUGCUAAAGCAUAUAGAUACAUCAGCAAUGAUGGACCUGCUGCUUCGACUCAUCAGCUGUGUGGAGCCCGCGACUCUACGGCAGGAAGUGCUGAAC
Molecule: messenger RNA, 325 nt
Organism: Antrostomus carolinensis (chuck-will's-widow)
Lineage: Eukaryota; Metazoa; Chordata; Aves; Caprimulgiformes; Caprimulgidae
Product: serine/threonine-protein phosphatase 6 regulatory subunit 2-like
Exons: 2
Cellular component (GO): cytosol; nucleus
Molecular function (GO): protein phosphatase binding; protein phosphatase regulator activity
Source: RefSeq, a predicted model, not a curated record